Spinacia oleracea (spinach) is the source of this 2695-nucleotide messenger RNA. RefSeq names its product F-box/WD-40 repeat-containing protein At5g21040. Bases 571 to 2277 code for a protein of 568 amino acids. Lineage: Eukaryota; Viridiplantae; Streptophyta; Magnoliopsida; Caryophyllales; Amaranthaceae. The record is from RefSeq and is a predicted model, not a curated record. The transcript is spliced from 2 exons. Gene Ontology annotation, molecular function: protein binding.
ACUAUCAUCGGAUUAGGCUACGCAAUAUCCAUAAUUCCAUAUACGGAGUACACCGUACCGAAUAUAAUCAUACGGUUCUAAUUGAAUCAUCAACGCAUAAUCAAUUAAUCACCGUUUAUCAGAAUCGGUGCUGGAUCCCUGUUUUACUGUUUUCUCUCUCCUCUCAUUCUUCCACCUUUCUUUUGCUCGAUCUCCGCAACUGCUUUAUCGUCGUUGUAAGGUAAACUUCUUCACAAUCUCCCAUUUUUUUCGGACACCUGAAUUUACCCUUUUCGACAAUCUCUUAUUUUCUGUUUAUAUUUGCUAAACUAUUAGCCCAAUUUCUCGACAUUUCUAUUGGUUUCACCCAAAUUUUCCAAUUAAGUUUAGGGUUUGAUUUCGGGGUCUUUCUGCAAUCGAUUUUUAUUGUUAUUUAGGCUAGAAUUUCUGGGGUUUCCUUGAUUAUUUUUUUGUCAUCCAAAAACUAAUUCAAAGAGGUUUGCAUUGAUUUGUUUAAGCUUUGUUGAUUAGUCUGACAAAUUUGGGGGAUUGGAUUGUACAGUAAUUUUAGAGGGUUAGGAAGAUUAUUUUAUGGCAUUUGAAUGCCGGGAAACUUCUGAGGUUUGUUUAUCGAAGAAGUUAUUGAAUUCUGUUGCUCAUAAUCCAUUGAAAGAACAAGUGGGUGGUGUGCAAUUUGGAAAAACACCUGUUCAUUGUCAUAGUAAGAAGGGUUUUUGGAGAGAGAAAGCUGAUAGGUCUGAAAAUUUAGUCCGUGGAUUAGGAGUUGGUAGUGAUAAGAUUGCUGGUGUAUUAGUUGGUCCUGCGAAAGUGGUGAUAACUGAUGAGGGGGAUACCUCGGAUUGUCGUCGGUCAAUUACUGACCUACCUCCGGCUUUGGUUGCUGAGAUUCUAAACUGUUUAGACCCGAAAGAGCUUGGCAUUGUUUCGUGCGUUUCAACUAGUCUUUAUAAGAUUGCAUCUGAUCAUUAUGUAUGGAAGGAUUUUUAUUGCGAGAGAUGGGGUCUCCCAAUAACUAAGCCUUUGAACCCUGGUUUAUCGGAAGAGAAGUCGUGGAAGGAUCUGUUUGUGGAGAGAGAUUUUCGGAGCAAGACCUUUCUAGGGAAGUAUAGGCGUGAUUUCUUGACUGGCCACACAGAACCUGUGCGUGCUGUUUUCCUCCUGGUCUCUGCAAAGCUUGUUUUCACUGCUGGGUAUGAUUUCAUAGUCCGGAUUUGGGAUUUGGAAGAAGGGUUGUCCGUUGCUUCAUCGAAGCAACUUGGUUCCACAAUUCGCGCUGUGGCUGCUGAUACAAAACUGCUAGUAGCUGGGGUGACCGAUGGUUUUAUCCAAUGUUGGAAAGCUGUUGAAGGUGUUUCUCAUUUGUUCGACCUUAAGGGUUCUUACUGCCAAAAUUCCGAGUUUAGACUCUGGGAGCAUGCAGGACCAGUGACUUCUCUCGCUUUGGAUCAUUCAAGGAUCUAUAGUGGAUCAUGGGAUAUGACUGUGAGGGUAUGGGACCGUGCCUUGUUGAAUUGUGUUAUGGUCUUAAGACAUAGUGACUGGGUAUGGAGUAUUGCACCUCAUGACACUAGUUUAGUUAGCACAUCAGGUUCUGAUGUUUAUAUCUGGGAUACUACUCAUGGAACUUUGACUGGUAUAAUACCUCAUGUACAUGCAGGAAACACUUAUGCCUUAGCAAGGAGUCAUACGGGAGACUUUCUAUUUACUGGAGGAGAAGAUGGAUCGAUACACAUGUUUGAAAUCUCAGCAUGUGUUGAUGAUGGCAUCUUAAAGGUGGCUUCUUGGGUUCCACAUUCAGGACCUGUGAAUUCUCUUGCAUUCGAGUUUCCAUGGGUCGUAUCAGCUUCUAGUGAUGGAAACCUCUCCUUGAUUGAUGUUAGGAAACUGUUGAAAUCCAAUCGGCGUUGUCUGAUGAAAUAUCGGAACAUGAAGGAGACAAUAAUCGAGCCUCCUCAGAGGAUGCUGCAUGGUUCUGGAGCAAGUUUGUUUUCAGUGCAUAUUGGUGCUGAUCGUAUUGUUUGUGGAGGAGAAGAUCACGUUGUGAAGCUGUGGGAUUUCUCUCACGCUUUAGAGAGAGAAAUGAGAUCUCGCGCUCAGAAAGCUAUUCGAUUGGAGAACAGGUUGAGACAGCGUAGGCUUCAAGCUGAGAUGAACGCUAAGAGUAGCAAAGCUGAUAAAUGUUCCAUGGCAGCAAAGAAGAAUCCCAUCAAUGGAGAUCGAAAUGGCAUUUGGCAUAGCAAGCGCAGUGUUAAUGGAAAGGGUGAACUUGUAGGAUGAAUUCGCACCUAGCCUUUAAUUUCAGGAGGAAGUCAGGCUACUCAGUUCUUCAGCAAGUGCUGGCGCCUGGUGUGCAGCAUAAUACCAAUUACUAAAGGAGGAUCUACAUAUUGUUUUGUUUUGUUUUGUUGUGAAUAUAUGAUAUAAAUUCGUAUUGUUUUCGGGGUAACUAAUUGGUGGGAUUAGGAAUUAGGGGUACUUACUCUUAUACAGUUUCAUGUAGGUCUCUUCAUUAUAUUGUACGGGUAGUAGUAGUAGAAAGAAAAUGCAUAUCAUUUCAUUCAACCAUAACAUUGGAUUCAAAGGAAUGGGGGUAGAGAGUCAUGGUUGGCGAUAAAUUAUUGGGAUUAAGGCUUCAAUUGUUGUUUUAUUUUCAUGUUUAUUUUGUUUUGACAAGAGAAUGAAACAAGAUUUUCAA